GCGGCGGCUUCCCCUACCUUCCUUCCUUCCUUUUUAUCAUUUCCUUUUCGCUUCGCUUCGCUGCUCUUUGCUGCUGCCGCCACAGUCUCGACACACACAUGCGCCUCCAUCAUUCUCUUUCUCUCUCCCUCUCUCCUGCUGCUGCUGCUGCUGCUGAAAGCCAUUGUUAUUGCUUUUUCUCUUCGUUUCUCUGCUUCAAAGUUUUCUCCUUUUCUCUUCUUCUUCUCGAGAAAAGGCUCCCUCCCUCUCUCUCUCUCUCUGUCUGUGUCCCUCUCUCUAGGGUUCUUCGAGCUGGAUUCUCUAUCCUUCAUCUUGCGCAUCUCCCUGCGCCGCUGGUUCAGCGGCUUCGUCGAUUAGUUUCCCCCGUCCUCUCCCACUCUGUUCCAUCUUCCACCUGAACCCUAGCCUUGGGUCGCCGUUGUCGUGAUUGGUGUUACCGAGAGGGAUUGGUUUCCAAAUUGAUGGCAUUGGGCGAUAUGAUGGCGUCCCGGUUCUCUCAGUCGUCGGUGGCCGUGGGGUCGAAUCACUUGGACCACUACGUCCCUUCCUCCAGCAACGAAGAUGGCGAUUUCGGCACCAGCAACCUUUCCUACUUGCCGCAAAAUGUCGUCUUGUGCGAGCUCCGGCAUGAGGCGUUCGAGGCCUGCGCCCCCUGCGGCCCCUCGGAGAGCGGCUUAGUCUCGAAAUGGCGGCCUAAGGACCGGAUGAAAACGGGAUGUGUAGCUAUUGUCUUAUGUUUAAACAUAAGUGUUGAUCCACCUGAUGUGAUUAAGAUAUCUCCUUGUGCCAGAAUGGAAUGCUGGAUAGAUCCAUUUUCCAUGCAACCUCGAAAAGCUAUUGAAUCAAUUGGAGAAGCUCUGAAAAAACAGUAUGAAAGGUGGCAACCAAAGGCUUCAUAUAAGGAGAAACUUGAUCCCACCGUUGAUGAAGUAAAGAAACUCUGUACAACGUGUCGCAGAUGUGCCAAGUCCGAGAGAGUAUUGUUUCAUUACAAUGGUCAUGGUGUACCAAAACCAACUACGAAUGGUGAAAUCUGGGUCUUUAACAAGAGUUAUACACAGUAUAUUCCCCUGCCGAUCAGUGAACUUGAUUCGUGGUUGAAGACACCAUCGAUAUAUGUCUUCGAUUGCUCUGCUGCUGGUUUGAUAGUCAAUGCAUUUAUAGAGCUUAAUGACUGGGGUGCUGCUAGCUCCAGUGGAUCCACAAGGGAUUGCAUUAUACUGGCGGCCUGUGAAGCGCAUGAGACGCUUCCUCAGAGUGCUGAAUUUCCUGCUGAUGUCUUUACAUCUUGCCUCACCACACCCAUUAAGAUGGCUUUAAGAUGGUUCUAUCAUAGAUCACUUCUACGGGAGUCCCUUGAUUAUUCUCUGAUUGAUAAAAUUCCUGGUCGCCCAAAUGAUCGCAAGACGCCUCUGGGAGAACUGAAUUGGAUUUUUACUGCUGUGACCGACACUAUUGCUUGGAAUGUUCUCCCUCACGAACUGUUUCAAAGAUUGUUCAGACAAGACCUUUUGGUAGCCAGUUUGUUCCGAAAUUUUUUACUUGCUGAAAGAAUUAUGCGUUCAGCAAACUGUUCACCAAUAUCUCACCCAGCAUUGCCACCAACGCAUCAGCAUCAUAUGUGGGAUGCAUGGGACAUGGCUGCUGAAAUCUGCCUAUCACAGCUUCCUUCUUUGGUGGAGGAUUCCGGUGCAGAAUUCCAGCCAAGCCCCUUUUUCACCGAACAGCUAACAGCCUUUGAGGUAUGGCUUGAUCAUGGCUCCGAAAAUAAAAAACCACCAGAGCAGUUGCCUAUUGUUCUUCAGGUUCUGCUCAGCCAGAGUCAUCGAUUUCGUGCACUUGUUCUCCUCGGUAGGUUCCUUGACAUGGGACCUUGGGCUGUGGAUCUGGCCUUGUCAGUUGGAAUAUUUCCAUAUGUCCUUAAGCUGUUGCAGACCACAACUCCAGAACUGCGGCAGAUUCUUGUAUUUAUUUGGACAAAAAUUCUUGCUCUUGACAAGUCAUGUCAGGUGGAUUUAGUAAAGGAUAGAGGGCACACAUACUUCAUCAGGUUCCUCGACAGUAUGGAAGCGUAUCCCGAGCAGCGUGCGAUGGCCGCUUUUGUUUUGGCUGUCAUUGUGGAUGGCCAUCGAAGGGGUCAGGAAGCAUGUAUCGAAGCAGGUCUUGUCCAUGUCUGCUUGAAGCACCUACAGGGUCCAAAUCCAAACGACACGCAGACUGAUCCGUUGUUCCUUCAAUGGCUCUCCCUUUGUCUGGGAAAGGUUUGGGAGGAUUUUACGGAGGCCCAAAUGGCUGGUUUGGUGGCAAAUGCCCCUGCUAUAUUCGAUCCUCUAUUGUCUGAGCCCCAACCUGAGGUCAGGGCUUCUGCUGUUUUUGCACUGGGUACCUUGCUUGAUGUUGGAUUUGACUCAAGUACAGAUAGUGUUAUUGGAGACGAAGAGUAUGAUGAUGAUGAAAAGACUAGGACUGAGAUUAGCAUUGCCAAAAGCCUCUUGAGUGUUGUUGCAGAUGGCAGCCCACUGGUGAGGGCAGAGGUCGCUGUAGCCCUGGGAAGGUUUGCUUUUGGUCACAACAAGCACCUUAAGACCAUUGCUGCUGCCUACUGGAAACCGCAGUCUAAUUCUUUGCUGACUUCUUUACCUUCAUUGGCACAAAUACAAGGCACAGGCAGUGGAGGUACUACCCCAAACCAGCUUGGAAGUAUUGUUUCAUCUCAAAUUGGUCCCAUACUUAGAGUUGGCAAUGAUAAUCCAUCAGUUCGGGAUGGUAGGGUCUCAUCUAGCAACCCUCUUGUUGCAUCUGGAGUUAUGCAUGGAUCUCCAUUAUCAGAUGAUUCAUCUCAGCACUCUGAUUCUGCAAUAGUCAACGAUGGUGUGAGCAAUGGUGUUGUCGACAGUUUCACGCCAAAACCACUUGAUAAUGCUAUGUAUUCCCAGUGCAUAGUGGCUAUGUGCACUUUGGCAAAGGAUCCCUCACCACGGAUAGCAAGUCUUGGCAGACGUGUGCUUUCUGUUAUCGGUAUUGAGCAAGUAGUGACAAAAUCCUUAAAAACCUCUGGCAAUAGUGUGCGGCCUGGUGAAACUGUAGCAGUAACCCCUAGUCUUGCUGGUCUAGCGCGGUCCUCUUCAUGGUUCGAUAUGCAUGCAACAGGUCACUUGCCAUUAACAUUCAGAACUCCUCCUGUUAGCCCUCCUCGGCCAAGUUAUUUAGCUGGAAUAAGAAGAGUUUACUCUUUGGAGUUCAGGCCAUAUAUGAUGAGCACUCCAGAAUCUGGCUUAGCUGAUGCUGUUUUAGCUUCUGGAGGAACUCCAGGAGCUCCAGAGCGCAGUGUCCUUCCACAAUCGACUAUAUAUAAUUGGAGUUGUGGCCACUUCUCCAAGCCAAUUCUUACUGCAGCUGAUGAUUGUGAAGAGAUAUCAGCUAGAAGGGAAGAGAGGGAGAAAUUCGCACUUGAGCACAUCGCUAAAUGCCAACACUCUUCUGUCUGUAAGCUGAAUAACCAAAUUGCUGGCUGGGAUACCAGAUUUGAGACAGGGACGAAAGCAGCGUUGUUGCAACCAUUUUCUCCGGUUGUGAUUGCUGCAGAUGAGAAUGAACGCAUUAGGGUAUGGAACUAUGAUGAUGCCACUCUUCUAAAUGGCUUUGAUAAUCACGACUUCCCGGAUAAGGGAAUAUCUAAGCUGUGCCUUCUGAAUGAGCUCGAUGACAGUUUGCUCCUUGUCGCUUCAUGUGAUGGAAAUAUUCGAAUAUGGAGAGAUUAUGCUUUGAAAGGCAAGCAGAGACUUGUGACAGCAUUCUCUUCAAUUCGAGGACAUAAACCAGGCGUUCGGAGUUUGAAUGCAGUGGUGGACUGGCAACAACAGUCUGGAUAUCUGUAUGCUUCGGGUGAGAUAUCCUCCAUCAUGGUCUGGGAUCUCGAUAAGGAGCAGCUUGUCAAUUCUGUUGUAACUGCUUCAGAGUUUAGCGUCUCUGCACUGUCUGCCUCCCAAGUGCGUGGGGAUCUUCAUGCUGCAGGAUUUGUGGAUGGAUCAGUCAGACUUUAUGACGUACGGGCUCCUGGAAUGCUCGUUACUGCUAUGCGACCGCACACUAAGGAAGUAGAAAGGGUUGUUGGAAUUGGAUUUCAACCGGGACUUGACUCAGCGAAGAUUGUCAGUGCCGCACAGGCUGGAGAGAUUCAGUUCCUUGAUGUCAGAUACCCUGGGGGACCCUACCUAACAAUAAAUGCUCACAGAGGAUGCCUUACUGCUUUAGCUGUCCAUAGGCAUGCUCCAAUCAUUGCCAGUGGCUCAGCUGAACAGCGCAUUAAAGUCUUUAGCCUCGAGGGUCAACCCCUUGGCACUAUUCGUUACUACCCCACUUUCAUGGCCCAGAAAAUCGGUUCAGUUAGCUGCCUGACUUUCCAUCCGUACCAAGUGUUACUCGCUGCUGGUGCUGCUGAUGCUUGCGUAUCAAUAUAUGCCGAUGAAAAUUCACAAGGAAGAUAAAUGCAUGUUCUUUAUCUCUGUUGGGUGGCAUUGAAAGUGCUUGAGUUUGGCGGAUUUGUCACUGAUGCUGCUUCUCUUUCGGUGCAAAUUGAUGAUCAAACAGUCACAUCUCUGUACAGAGAGUCUCCCGGAGGUUCACAGUGAAAAUCCCAGACUUAUCUCGGUUCUCAUGUUAGAUUGGUCGGGGUGUGGAGUUGCGUGCUACGAAUUCUUUAGCCUCAUGGAGUGUCAAAGAUGGUCAGCGUCCUGCAUACGAUAGGGGCUUCGGUGAAUAAUCUGUUAUACCAGUAAAUGCGUGUAAAUAUCCCUCUCUUUCUUUUUCAUCUUCUCCUCCUUCGUGUGUCCAAUUUUUUUUUUUCUCUUGUUUAAUCUGUAAAAGCAAUGAAAUGUGAUGAUUCUAAUUUAGUUGUUGCAAAAUGAAAUGGGUGGUUUGCUCCUAUCAAUUUGGGGCUUUAACUCUCUCAUCUUCCUCCUGUUU
This is a messenger RNA of Rhodamnia argentea, 4965 nucleotides long. RefSeq names its product regulatory-associated protein of TOR 1. The record is from RefSeq and is a predicted model, not a curated record. Gene Ontology annotation, cellular component: TORC1 complex; cytoplasm. Gene Ontology annotation, biological process: cellular response to amino acid stimulus; cellular response to starvation; positive regulation of protein serine/threonine kinase activity. Bases 462 to 4487 code for a protein of 1341 amino acids. The transcript is spliced from 24 exons. Gene Ontology annotation, molecular function: protein binding; protein-macromolecule adaptor activity. Lineage: Eukaryota; Viridiplantae; Streptophyta; Magnoliopsida; Myrtales; Myrtaceae.